Messenger RNA from Aspergillus bombycis, 1914 nucleotides. Its product is annotated as Zn(II)2Cys6 transcription factor. The coding region runs from base 1 to 1914 and encodes 637 amino acids. The transcript has 12 exons. The record is from RefSeq and is a predicted model, not a curated record. NCBI's taxonomy places the organism in Eukaryota, Fungi, Ascomycota, Eurotiomycetes, Eurotiales, Aspergillaceae. Gene Ontology annotation, molecular function: DNA-binding transcription factor activity, RNA polymerase II-specific; zinc ion binding; sequence-specific DNA binding. Gene Ontology annotation, biological process: DNA-templated transcription; positive regulation of transcription by RNA polymerase II. Gene Ontology annotation, cellular component: nucleus.
AUGACAGGUGGCCCGGAAUCCCCAGGAAGCGGAAAUCUCCCCAACCGGGCACAGAAGCCUCCCAAAAAGUAUGUGACUCGUGCGUGUGAUGAAUGCAAGAGGAGGAAAUGUAAAUGCGACGGUUUAGAGGUACCGGGUGUCUUCUCAGCCUUAUUAGUGGUGGAUGCUAAUUCCCUCUGGAGCCUUGCUAUCGUUGCGUAUCUAUGGGACUCGGAGAGAAGUCUGUCUCCGAGAGAAAGACAGCAGCCGGUACGCACCAAUGGCGCACGUCCGCAGGGGACAGAGGGACAACAGCAGACGGAGGAAGACGAUAAAGGGGAUGCGAGUACACACACAUUCCUCAGUCGGGUAUACAGUCACCUGAAAUCUGUGGGCCAAUCCUUACCACGGAAUCUGUCCCGACCGGCGGAAGAGGUUCUCAGCGAAUAUCCUUUGAACACCUCUCUAAUUCCCCUGGACCGCCGACUAGCAGAGGAGUACAUUGAUUGUUUUCAUAGUCACUCAUGUGCAACUUAUCGCUAUAUUCCCCAAAGUCAGAGCAAGGAAUUUCUCCGAAAGCUCUAUUCCGAGGAUGAAAGUUUCUUGCAAGAUGAUGCCAGUAUGGCGGUAAUUUUACUGGUCCUCGCCGUUGGGUGCAUUUGGUACCCUUCUUUGCAUAACCGCGACAUAUUCGAGUAUAAGACCAAAGCUUCGCGGCUCUACGAAGCCGCACAAUCAAGGCUAGAGAAGGCAACAUCCGUGUUUCCGCCAUCGAUUCGGGUGAUGCAAGCACACUGCCUUAAAUGCCAAUUCCUCCUAGCAGUCAAUAUUUUCAACAGCGCUUGGCUAGCAGUAGGGACUGCUGUCCGCCUUGGUCAAAUAGUCGGUUUUCAUAAAGCCAAAGCUACAGCUUCCACUGGUCUAGAUGAGUUCACCCGCAGGGGUGUGUUUUGGUCAUUGUAUAUCAUGGACCGAUAUCUCUCUGCCGCUCUUGGGCGCCCAAUGAUGAUAACUGAUGACGACAUCACGAUACCAUACCCAGAGCCUGCGCUGUCAUCCUCGAAUGGAAUAGACGAUCCUCAUGAAGCUAAGACCGUCCCCGGAAUCGUUGCACACAUAAAGCUUGCUAGGAUCACAUCGCAAGUACUCAGGAAGCUUUAUGGCUCUAAGAAACAUGACAAGGUCGCCCGAAAUGAGUCGGUUUCCCAAAUCGAAGUACAGCUCAGCCAGUGGUUAGAUGAAACCCCAGGAUUCUUCAACCCGGAAAAACAAUCAGACCAGAAGGAAAGCGAAGUCUUUUAUGAUGUUCCCUGGAUAUUCAAGAGGCAACAACGCACUAUUCGUGCAGCUUUCUUCUUCACGUCCAUGCAGCUUUACCGAGGGUACUUGUUGGACGAGUUUCUUCAAGCAAAUUUUCACGAUCGGCCCGCCUUAACCCCAGAGCCACCGAUACAGAAAUGCAUACAGGCCGCGUUGCAAAUGGCGUUCUUUGCCGCAGAGAUCAAAGACGAUGUUACAUACAACUCGGUCUUUUGGACAACGUCUUACUUUACCUUCUGCGCAAUCUCAAUCUUGACAGUAUAUCUUACCUUAUACCCGGAGAUCGAAAACCGUGCCGUCAUUGAGAGUGUCUUGGAGCGGGCGAUAGAGGGCCAUCGAAAGCUUGACAACAGCAUGAAUAAACAUUCUCAGAAAUUACUUGAACUCUGUCGACCCACGCUAGAGCCACGGGAAGAAUGGGAGGAUACACAAGGCGUAGUGAACAACAUUGAAGAAGGUCCGGUCCCUGAUGUGUUUGAGCUUGCAGACAUAGUCAAUGGUGAUGACCUAGAUUUCAUCAUGGAUAUCGGCUUUGAUGCCUCCCCAUUCAAUCAUAUCGACCCACUUCAAUAUUUCGCUGCCGAUAGGCUUUCAAGGCCAGGGCCGCAGGCGUGA